This is a messenger RNA of Cotesia glomerata, 1937 nucleotides long. Its product is annotated as hexokinase-2-like. Gene Ontology annotation, molecular function: D-glucose binding; mannokinase activity; glucokinase activity. NCBI's taxonomy places the organism in Eukaryota, Metazoa, Arthropoda, Insecta, Hymenoptera, Braconidae. Bases 285 to 1694 code for a protein of 469 amino acids. The record is from RefSeq and is a predicted model, not a curated record. Gene Ontology annotation, biological process: intracellular glucose homeostasis; glycolytic process; glucose 6-phosphate metabolic process. The transcript has 11 exons. Gene Ontology annotation, cellular component: cytosol; mitochondrion.
UUAUGUAGUGGGGAAAUAUGUGGAGGCUCGACCGCUUUUGGAGGCUCGGAGUUAAUGCAGUACUCUGUCGGCGCCGUUCCAUUCAGUUUUAGUCACAUUCCGUGAUUUUAUUCUCCUCUGGAUGACAUACACACAAGGAUAUUCAAAUUAUAAGAAGAACAUAUUUUUUUAAUCCAAGCUCCCAAACGACUUGGAACGUGUAGUUCAGUGUCUUUUGGAUACUGAACCAACUGUCAGUGAGGCUAAAUCCUUAAAGGUUCAUUAGCAGAAAAUAUUGAAAGAAAAUGAUGGUACCCUCCGAAAGAGCUCUCCAUGAAGCUAUCCAGGUUAGCCCUUUGGAUCUUCCGGACGAUGUCAAGAGACAAAAGAUUGAAAAUUUAUUGGCGCAGAUGCGACUUUCUGCGGCGACAGCCAGAAAAAUCCAAGAUGUUUUCCGGUCCGAAAUGAAUAAAGGGAUCCACCAACAACCCUCUUCUCUGCAAAUGGAAAAUACUUAUAUACCUGAAUUGCCUGAUGGAACAGAGGAAGGAUUAUUCUUGGCUCUCGAUUUGGGAGGAACAAAUUUUCGCGUUCUCCUGCUGGAGUUGGUGAAUGGUGUGGUUGUAAGGGAAGACGUAAAAAAAUAUCACAUUGAUGCCCAUCUUAGAACCGGCUCGGGUAUGCCAUUAUUUGAAUAUCUUGCUGAAUGUGUCAGCAAUUUUGUUAUCAGCGAGGGUCUUCAAGAUGUAGAGCUUCCUUUAGGAUUUACUUUUUCAUUUCCGAUGAUCCAACAUUCAUUGGAAACCGGAAUUCUAGUAACUUGGACAAAGAGUUUCAAUUGUCCUGAUGUUGUAAACAAAGAUGCAGUACAAUUAUUGAAAGACGCCAUAGCUCGUCGUGGUGAUACAAGAGUUAAAGUACUAGCAGUGCUCAAUGAUACAACUGGAACGCUUCUUCAAGGAGCUACUCAAGAUCCAAACACUGCUAUUGGUCUUAUCCUAGGUACAGGAAGUAAUGCUUGUUAUCUUGAACGAGCUGAUAAAGUCGAACACUGGGAGCCUGAGCGACAUGGCGAGCGUGAGGUAAUUAUUGAUAUUGAGUGGGGUGCAUUUGGUGACAACGGUGUUUUAGAUUUCAUAAAAACAGAUUUUGACAGAGAAAAUGACGCUAAUUCUUUACUCGUUAAUUCAUUUACAUUUGAAAAAUAUAUCAGUGGUAAAUACCUUGGGGAAUUUGUACGUGUUAUAUUGGCUAAAUUGUCAAAAGAUGGUUUAUUGUUUACGAGACAAGUUCCAGAAAGUUUACGUUUAGUUGGAAGUUUCUUAACAGAUUACAUAUCUCUUAUUGAACAAGACACAGUCAAUGGCAGUAGCGUUCACACGAAAGAAGUUCUUGCUAAAUUUAAUAUAAUACCUGACGAAGAAGAUUUAAAAAUAGUUCAAUAUGUUUGUGAGCUUGCGUCAAAUCGCGCAGCUCUUUUAGUUUCUAUAUGCGUCGCAACGCUCCUUGACCACAUGGAGAGAGAAGAAGUAACAAUAGCUGUUGAUGGCUCUCUCUAUAAACAUCAUCCACGAUUUGAAAAUUGGAUGAAUCAAUAUAUAACUUUAUUGACACCGGCUCGGAAGUUUAAGCUUAUUCACGCUCAAGAUGGAAGUGGAAAAGGUGCGGCAAUCGUUGCAGCAAUUGCAUUAAGGAUAAAAAAAAGAUUAGAAUGAAAGCUUAUUUAAAGUUAAUCAACCAAUCGCCGGUAUGUCAUUUAAUUUUUAAUGUUGAUAAUUAAAUUCUUUUAUUUCAAUGAAUCUAAUUACAAUCAUGUUUAAGUUUUUUUUAGUUUUUAGUAUUUUUUUACUAAGAUUUUUUUAUACAAUAUUCAACCGAUUCAAUUAUCUCUGAUUGAAGAAAUUUUCUUAUUUCAAUGGAAUCUUUUUUAUUUUAUUAUGUUAUAGUGGAAAAUAGAA